AUGCCACCUAAGCGCAAGAGGUCCAACACGGCUGGCUCAGUCAAGAAGGACGCCAUGGACGUUGUACAACCAUCAUCCCGCGACGCGUCCGAUGAGGGCGCCGAGGACUCCGUCCUGCAGGAAGCCACGUCCAAGAAAGAGCGCCAGGCCGAGUCGUCCAGCGCGACGAAACGCGGACGCGCCGGAAACCCCAACGAAGACAGCGACGCCGAGGAUGACGACGAGCGCAUGAGCAAGAAGAGCAGGCGCUCCUCCGCCGACAAGAUUAAAAAUGGCGAGAACGGCGAGGCAAGCACAAUGCGCAUGGAAGCCCCCCCAGGCGCUGGUCUGACCGACCCCGCUGGCGGUUACAAGACCAACCCUCCCUCAUUAGACCGUCCUAUCCGAGUGUACGCAGACGGCGUCUUCGAUCUCUUCCACAUUGGCCACAUGCGCGCACUGCAGCAGGCCAAGAGCGCGUUCGCGCACCUGGCGCCCAACAACCCCCAGGUCGAGCUCGUAGUCGGCGUCACAGGCGACACUGAGACACACAAGCGCAAGGGUCUUACAGUGUUGUCGGCGAGAGAACGCGCUGAGAGUGUACGACACUGCAAGUGGGUUGAUGAGGUCAUUCCAGACUGCCCCUGGAUCGUCACAACCGACUUCCUCGAGAAGCACAAGAUCGACUAUGUCGCACACGAUGACCUUCCUUACGGCGCAGACGAGGGUGAUGACAUCUACGGCCCUAUCAAGGAGAAGGGCAUGUUCCUGGUUACCCAGCGAACCGAAGGCCUGAGCACAACGGGCAUCAUAACUAAGAUUGUCCGCGAUUACGACCAGUACAUUGACCGCCAACUGAAGCGCGGCACAUCGCGCAAGGAGCUGAACGUCUCCUGGCUCAAAAAGAACGAGCUCGACCUCAAGCGCAACAUGGUCGAGUUCCGCGACAGCAUCAAGGCCAACUGGGCCACUACCGGCCAAGAACUCACAAAGGACUUCCGCCAGUUCUGGCAAUCGAGUCGUCCCGCCAGCCCGGCCAGGACACCUACACGUGAGCACUCGAAUGCCAUGGAGCAGGCUGCAGCAGAUGCACGAUCGCCAUCUGCUUUGUCAAGGCUCAGUCAUUUGGAUAUCCCACGCGCGAGCAAUGCGGAGAGGGGAAGUUCAGAGUUCACAGCUGGUUACAACUUGGGUCUGAUCGGUGGUGUAAGGGCAUGGAUGGCUAGGAGCCGCCGCAACCUCAACGACAGCAGACCGCAGAGCCCAUCGAACAGCAGUGAAGACGAGCGCGAAGACCGUAGCCCGCAAGCUGAACCCCGCCGUGGACGUAGCGGCAAGAAGAACGAUGACUUGGACAUCGAGGCUUAG
Macroventuria anomochaeta is the source of this 1347-nucleotide messenger RNA. RefSeq lists its product as uncharacterized. Lineage: Eukaryota; Fungi; Ascomycota; Dothideomycetes; Pleosporales; Didymellaceae. The record is from RefSeq and is a predicted model, not a curated record. Gene Ontology annotation, biological process: CDP-choline pathway. Gene Ontology annotation, molecular function: choline-phosphate cytidylyltransferase activity; phosphatidylcholine binding. The coding region runs from base 1 to 1347 and encodes 448 amino acids. Gene Ontology annotation, cellular component: nuclear envelope. The transcript has 3 exons.